UCAGUCUCACUCUUGAAUUCUCUCUCUCUCUCUCUCUCUCUCUCCCAACCCCACACAGUUAACCUUCACUUUUGUCCAUUCUGAGAGCCACCUCCGUUUUCCACUUCCUCCCCUUUCCCUUCCAUUCCCUCUAAGCAGACCCCUCUCUCACAUGUAUUCACCGCCACCACCACUUGAGCUCGACCCAAACCCACCCAAAUGAAUCCCGCCGCCACCACACCCUCCUCCUCUUCACCACAAACCCUUCUCUCCCUCAUCACCAACCUCCUCUCCGUUCUUCUCCUCUCCUCCCUCACCGUCAAAUCCUUCAGCGGACGCUGGCAAACCAUCCACUCCAAGCUCACCACCCUCUCCUCCUCUCUCUCUUCUCUCUCCUCCUCCCCCCACUGGUCCGAAAACCCUCUCAUCCACACCCUUCUUCCCUCCCUCCUAUCCACACUCUACCGCCUCUCAUCCCUCUCCGACCUCUGCUCUUUCUCUGACUUCUCCGGUGGCAAGCUCCUCAUGCAGAGCGACCUCGACAUGGCCUCCGCUUCUCUCGCCAACUCUCUCCACGAUCUUGACUUGCUACUCCGAUCCGGGGUCCUCCACCAGUCAAACGCCAUCGUUCUCUCUCACCCAGGUCCUUGCUCUUCCAAAGAAGACCUGGUGUUUUUCAUCAGAGACCUCUUUACCAGGUUGCAAAUCGGAGGGAUCGAGUUCAAGAACAAAGCUCUGGAGUCCCUGCUUCACCUCCUCGUUAGGGAUCAGAAAUCCGCGAGCUUGGUCGCCAAAGAAGGAAACAUCGGGUAUUUGAUUCACUUGCUGGAUUUCAACCACAACAAUCCGAUCCGAGAACACGCUACGACCGCUGUAUCGGUGCUUGCCUCGGAAAACGACGAGUCCAGGAAGUGCGUGUUCGAAGAAGGGGGUCUGGGUCCUCUGCUUCGGAUUCUCGAGACUGGGUCGAUGCCUAUGAAGGAGAAAGCUUCGGUGGCGGUCGAGGCCAUCACCGCCGAUCCCGAAAACGCUUGGGCAGUCUCGGCCUACGGCGGCGUUUCAAUUCUGAUCGAGGCGUGCCGAUCUGGGUCGGUGGUUACUCAAUCGCACGCCGUGGGUGCAAUUCGGAAUGUGGCCAAUGUGGAGGAAAUAAAGAACUCUCUAGCAGAGGAAGGAGCCGUACCGGUGCUCAUCCAAUUACUGGUCUCAGGCACAAGCUCCGCGCAAGAAAAGGCUGCGAGUUGCAUAGCCUUAUUAGCCUCUUCCGGUGAGUAUUUCCGGGCAUUAAUCGUACAACAACGCGGCCUGCAAAGAUUGAUGGUUUUGAUCCAAGAAGUAUCUAACCCCGACACGUUGGAACACAUUCUCCGAGCUAUAAGCUCUCUGUCUGGGUUCGAUUCCUCGAUUCGGCUUCUAUCAUCAUCGACCACAUUCAUAACCCAGUUGGGUGAAUUUAUCAAACACGGAAAUGUAAUUCUACAGCAAAUCUCAGCCUCUUUGCUAGCCAGUCUGUCAAUCAGCGACGGUAACAAGCGGGCAAUUGGGGGCUGCAUGGGGUCGCUGGUGAAGCUAAUGGAGUCCCCGAAGCCGGUGGGGCUACAGGAGUCUGCGGCGGAGGCGCUGUGUGCGCUCUUGACGGUGCGGUCGAACCGGAAGGAGCUUGUGAGGGACGAGAAGAGCGUGAUGAGGCUGAUGCAGAUGCUGGACCCGAAUAACGAGGCGGUGCCGUGCAAGAUUUUUCCGGUGAUGGUGGUGGCGGCGGUGGUAGGCGGGGGGACCAGCCAGGGUUGUCGGAAGAGGCUGAUGGCCGCCGGGGCCCACAACCACUUGCAAAGGCUGGCGGAGAUGAAGGUCGCCGGCGCUAACAAGGCCUUGCAGAGACUCUCCGGGAAUAGGCUCCUCAAUACCUUUUUCAGCAAGAGGACUUGGAGGGAAUAACCAGCAAAGAAACUAACCCCACCCGCCAAAGAAAACAGGAGGAGUCCGUUUGGAUUUUCUAACCGUCGACGUGGACAAGCAGCAAACAAACAAACAAACACUUCGUAUACUCCAACUUCUCUCUCUUUUUUUUUUUCUUUUUUUUACCUAAAUAUUAUUUUAAAGUACUUAUAAUAUAUAAUUAAAAAAAUCUACGUAUUAUUUUAAUAUUUUAUGACCAAAAAAGAAAAGCAUGGAUGCGGUUUUAGGGAGUAUCCUUGGUUGCUUUUUUCCUUUUGUAUUUAUUUUAUUUUAUUUUAAUCUUAUUAAUUGGCUCACCCAUGAAGCUGCAACGGAGAGGCUACUUUUGAUUGUCAUGUUUCCUCUUUCUUUUUUUAAUUCUUUGUUUGAUAAUCUAUGUCCAAGAGUCUUUAUUUUAAUUGUAAUGGACAUUGGGUUUAGUUAGAAAGAGUGCAAUUGUUUCUGUUUGCUCUA
Messenger RNA from Alnus glutinosa, 2391 nucleotides. RefSeq lists its product as uncharacterized. Gene Ontology annotation, molecular function: protein binding. Bases 199 to 1917 code for a protein of 572 amino acids. The record is from RefSeq and is a predicted model, not a curated record. Lineage: Eukaryota; Viridiplantae; Streptophyta; Magnoliopsida; Fagales; Betulaceae. The transcript has 2 exons.